GAUGGGAUUCUGGAGGUUGAAAGACAGCUUGGCGAAGGGGUGGUUCUAAGAGCAAUAUGGAGUGGUACACUGAAGAGAAAGAGAUGCCUUGGGUAUGGGGUGUGAUGGUGAUUUGGAGGGGAAAACCGGAUGGAUGACCAAGACGGGGAUGCGGAAAACUCAGUCACACCAGAAGAUGGCAAUCUUUUUUUGUGGCUUUCUAGCUGCUUGACCGGUCAACGAGAACGGGGGUGUAUGGCGUCGAUGGGGUUGCUUUGCUCGCGCAGCGUGGCGGCGACGGCUCUCGGAUAUUGCGCAAAGCGCUGGUGUGAAGUCGGGGCAUACAUACGGAAAGCAUACGACGGGAGCUACUUGAUUUGCUGGCCGUCCUGGCCUGGCCCCCGACAGCGGGCAUGCCGAUUUCGGGGGAAGAAUGGCAAUCAGAAAGGUUGAGCGACCUGGAGAUCGGGAUGCCUAGGUAUGUGGAUGGAAUCACUCCGGCAUGUAUACAUGUUCGUCUCACCGUUCUAAUAUCCCUAUCACACAUCACACUUGCGCACCCACGCUCAUGCCGCACACAAACACACAAACACACACACACACACACUCAGACGCAUGCAAGCACGCACAAUUUUCUCUCUUUCUCGCACGCACGCACACACACACACUCUCUCUCCCCCUGUCUCUCCUUCUCUUUCUCUCUCGUUCAUACCUCCAGCUCGUGCGAAGGCCAGACCGACCCCAAUGCACGCUGGCCUAAUCUUCCCGAUUGUCACACUCCUUUCCCCUCGUUGCCGACAAGGGCCCAACCGAACUCACUACUACCCGCUUCUCAAGACUCCAAGAGCCGGCAAGGUGCCUGGAGCAGGCCGUGCCGGGCGGGCCAUCUGCCGCCGUGGAAGCCCAACACCUCGCUACCACCUAUCCACCUUACCUCCCCGGUGUCACGGCCAUCGCUGGUACCCACCAGCGGUUCAGCACCCAUGGGCAGAAAUCGUGAGCCGCAUCGGAAAGGCGCGCUGGGGACACUCAUCGUGCCAUGUCGCCUCGAGGUUGGGCCGUCUUGUCUUGGCUCCAGCUGACCGUAGUGGGGUAAUGGAAACCCGCGAGCUGCAGUGCAAUCCAUUUACAUCCCCGGACUUUCCCGUGUUUGGCUAGCAGUGGCACUUCACCGUGCAGCUCACAUGUGUGGGACGUGCUUCUCGAUGAAGCCGGUGUUGCAGCGAAAGCAGACCGACUGAGCCGGGGU
This is a messenger RNA of Lasiosphaeria miniovina, 1228 nucleotides long. RefSeq lists its product as uncharacterized. Lineage: Eukaryota; Fungi; Ascomycota; Sordariomycetes; Sordariales; Lasiosphaeriaceae. The coding region runs from base 393 to 1061 and encodes 222 amino acids. The record is from RefSeq and is a predicted model, not a curated record. The transcript has a single exon.